CUGAAGGCACCUGUGACGGUUUGGUCAUGUGGGGGCUGGAUGUGAGCGGCGUGCCGGGGGCCGCAGGAGGAAGAUCGUCGUCUAGUCAUGGCGAGGACAGGCGUGUCAGACGAGGCUGUGGCUACAGCGUGCUCAGACGGACCCCCCAUCACCAAGGACUUCAUGGUGCAGCAGACCAUGCUGAGGGUGAAGGACCCGGCUCGCUCUCUGGACUUCUACACCAAAGUUCUGGGCCUGACGUUGCUGCAGAAGAUCGACUUUCCUUCCAUGCGCUUCACCCACUACUUCCUGGGCUACGAGAACAAAGCGGAGAUCCCAGAGGACGUCACGGAGAGGACGGCCUGGACCUUCUCCUGCCGGGGAACCUUAGAGCUCACACACAACUGGGGCUCAGAGUCGGAUGAGAAGAUGUCGUACCACCACGGGAACAAGGAGCCCCGAGGAUUCGGUCACAUCGGCAUCGCUGUUCCGGACCUCUCUGACGCCUGCAGGUUCUUUGAAGAGCAAGGAGUGAAGUUCGUGAAGAGACCCGAAUCAGGUGUGAUGAAGAACCUGGCUAUCAUCCGGGACCCGGACGGGUACUGGGUCCAGAUCUUCAGCCCAGACAACAUGCUCUCCUUCCUGUCUGCCUGAAGUGGAUCUCCUCAGCGUCCUCCACCAGAGACACUUUAGUUCAUCAUGUGCAGAACACCCUAAAGGUUCUGGUUCUUUGGGUUUUAUGUGUUUUUUCAAAAUAAAAGCAGCAGCAGCGUCUUUAGUUUCUGCUAAAGAUGCUGCUGCUAAAAGGGUCACCAC
This is a messenger RNA of Fundulus heteroclitus (mummichog), 795 nucleotides long. RefSeq names its product lactoylglutathione lyase. The record is from RefSeq and is a predicted model, not a curated record. The coding region runs from base 88 to 633 and encodes 181 amino acids. Gene Ontology annotation, molecular function: metal ion binding; lactoylglutathione lyase activity. NCBI's taxonomy places the organism in Eukaryota, Metazoa, Chordata, Actinopteri, Cyprinodontiformes, Fundulidae. The transcript has 6 exons.